Cavenderia fasciculata is the source of this 675-nucleotide messenger RNA. RefSeq lists its product as uncharacterized. Gene Ontology annotation, molecular function: zinc ion binding. Bases 1 to 675 code for a protein of 224 amino acids. The record is from RefSeq and is a predicted model, not a curated record. NCBI's taxonomy places the organism in Eukaryota, Evosea, Eumycetozoa, Acytosteliales, Cavenderiaceae. The transcript is spliced from 4 exons.
AUGUCUAAUCGUAAUCAAAUAGAAGCAUUAACAAUUGAACAAAGAGUUGCAUGUCAAUCAGAUAUUGAUGUAUUAACAUGUUCGAUAUGUUUGUCUCUGAUGACUGCACCAGUCAAACAAUGUACGGUUGGACACAAUGGCUGUGGGAGUUGUAUGGAUGAGGUUGCCUCAACAAUAGGAACUUGUCCCCAGUGUAGAAUACCAAUUUCAAAUGGAAGAUUGUUAAGAUCAACAGAUGUCAAUAAAAUCUUAUUAUCGUUAAAGAUUCAUUGUGUAAAUCAUUUUAUAUACGAUAGAGAAAGUAAUAAAUGGGAAAAGAAUUCAAAAGGAUGCCCAGUGAUUACAACUGUUGAAAAAUCGGACAAUCACCAAUCAACGUGUAAAUAUAAUCUUGUUAAAUGUCCAUUUCAAGGUUGCAACGUAAACUUAUUCGAAAAUGAAAUGGCUAGUCAUAUUGCACAAUGUCAAUACCAAGAAAAGAUACCAUGUCCCUUUGGUCCUAAUGGAACAAAGCCAGAAGUCGAUCAACAUAUUCGAAAUCUAUUAUCAAACCAUAUUAGAAUCAACCAAGAAAGAAUGGAAGAUAUAUUCUUUGAUCUGCACCAACAAAUUACUACAUCAAUUGAAUUAUCACUCGAGAUUAAUAGAAAUGUUUUCUCGAAUUUCUUAUUUUAA